AUGGACAUGCCAGUGAAUGUUCCCAUCGACGACCCCAACGCAGACACCGAAUGGUAGGCUUGCACAUGCCAUCUUGUUUUUCAUCGCUCGAAUCCGCUUGUAGAAGGCAUUUUCAUACCCUUUCACGUCCGGGAGCAUAAGACACGCUGCGAUACUGAGUACAUGGCUCAGGAACGACAUUCUGCGGAAACAUGGAGUCAUUCCCGAGAAGCCGCCCUCACCCACGCCGAUGAUCGAGGAGGCACUCGUACAAGCAAGAGAGCUGGCGCACGAGAACAGAUUAGAGGGCAAAGAUUUGGAUGAACUGGACGAGCUAGAAGAUGAAGAGGACGAGGCAUUUCUCGAUCAGUACCGGUAUGGUGGCCCGACAUUGCAUGCACCCGACACAGUCUAACUUCCAAUUGUAUUUCAACCAGACAAAAGCGUCUCAAUGAACUCUCAACCCUCAAGCAGACGAGCAUCUACAACCAAGUCUACCCCAUCCAAAAGCCAGAAUACUCCCGCGAAGUCACCGAGACCUCGUCGAAAUCCUUUGUCCUGGUCCUCCUUACCUCUUCCACGGGCACGAAUGUCGAAUCGCAACUCAUGAUCGAACUAUGGCGCGAGCUGGCGAAGAAGUUUGGAGACAUCAAGUUCUGUCAGAUGCAAGCCAAUCUGUGUAUAGACGGGUAUCCAGACCGGAAUACACCGACAGUGUUGGCGUACAAAGAUGGAGAGAUCAAGAGGCAGAUUGUUACGCUGAAGGAGUUGAAUGGCGACAAGACAAGUGUAGCAGGUGAGUGCGGCCACUCGUCAACUGGCAUGCUGGAAGCUAACGAGCGUCAUUGCAGACAUGGAGAAAGUGCUACUCGGCAUGGGCGCACUGCAGCACAACGAUUCGAGAUUGAAGAGGAAAGACGAGGAUGCAGAGGCAGAGCAUCCGAAACGCAGCAUUUUCCAAAGCUCCAAGAAGAAGGAGGACGAUGACGAUAGCGAUUGGGACUAA
Messenger RNA from Lecanosticta acicola, 985 nucleotides. The record is from the annotation of a GenBank genome assembly. NCBI's taxonomy places the organism in Eukaryota, Fungi, Ascomycota, Dothideomycetes, Mycosphaerellales, Mycosphaerellaceae.